UGUACUUAAAAACGAUACGGACAGCAAAUGUCCCCACGGGUCUACCUAUUUACUACUAUACAUUUUCUAAAAGUGCAAGCCGAGGUUUGAUCACGGGCUGAAAUUGGAGCUCGUCAUGUGACAGGGGCUGUGUUGUUGUUGUCCAGUCGGCAUGGUGCAGUCAACUCCCAGUCGGUCGACUUCGUCACGUAACCCCAGCAUACAACCUGGUCGGCUGUCCUUGUCAGUGUCAGAUUGUCACUUGGCUGAUCACCAUGGGUGUCUCAAAGACUUUUCAGAAAGAAUUUCUUGACAUCUUCUGGACAACAGGACUGCCAAAUCAUCAGAGACCACCUUAUGGAGUGGCGCUUGUAAGUGUUGGUGAAAACAGAGCUCAGAACACACAAAUGUUUAGAAGCUCAAACAAAGACACACACGCUGAGCAUCACCUUAUUGACUAUAUAUACAACCUGCCAGAAAUACAAGAUGAUGUGACAAUGGAAAUAUUUCAGAACUACAGUCCAUGUAAAAAAUGUGCCAAACGAUAUGUUUGGCUUGUGAAGGAAUAUGAAGCAGUGGGCAUCACGCUCCGGCUGCAUGUACAUUUUGCAUCUUUGUACAGAAUAUGUGACGAUGUUGAACACCCGUCUGAUUCAGGACAUGUUUUGGCAAAGGAAACACACUGGAAAAACAUUUCCGGUCUGAAACGAAUGGCGUCUGUUGGGAUUAUACUGAAGGGUUUCACCAAAAGUACAUGGACGAAACUUAUCGGCAUGAUUAAUGUUCCGCUUAAUGAAGACUUUGACAAGCAAUAUAAACGGCAAAGGAAAGAGAGUGAUGCACUCUGUGUAGAAACACUUGGCAAAGUUCUGGAAUUGCCAGAAUACCUCAUGUCAGAGGAAGCCAGAGACGGAGGGAUCCACAGCAAAAGGCAUCAUCAGUCCCCAUCUAAGCACCAUGGUCGAGACGACAAACAACUUCUUUCAGGUAGUUUCCGCGCUCCACACAUCCAACAUGUAGGCCAUCCAGUUCGGGUCCAUGGUAGAGACAACCAACCACAUGAAUCUUCCGUUCAUCUCCAUGGCGACAAGAAACAAUCCCAAGCCCACACACUUCAGUUCCAUGGCAAUAAGAACCAACCACAUGGUCCUUCCGUUCAUCUCCAUGGUAACAAGAAACAAUCCCAAGGUCACACACUUCGGUCACACGGUCCCCCAAGUUGGUUUCUCAGUGCAAGAAAACAAUCACAAAGCCCCCAACUUCAGUUCAAUCCUGAUGUCAGUCACACUCCACUACACGGCCCCCCACUUCAGUUGCCUGGAAGAGACGACCAACCACAAAGCCCCCGAGGUAGGAUCCACGUUAGAAACAGACAACCACUAGGCCACACUCUUCCGGUCCAUGGUAAAGAAAACAAACCAGGCGGCCACAAACUUCUGAUCCAUGGUAGAGAAAACAGAGCACGUGGCCACACACUUCAGAUUCAUAGUAGUCACGAUCAUCUACAUUCCCCCCAACGUUGGUUCUUUGGUGGAAAAAAACAAACACAGGCCGCCCCAGUUCUGUUCCAUGGUAGCCACGCCCAACCACAAGAAGCCCCAGUUGAUUUCCAUGGGAGAAGCAUCGAACCCCUUGCUCAGUUACAUGUUAGACACAACCAACCUCAAAGUCCUGCAGGUAAGAUCCAUGUCAGAGACAUCCUCCCACUAACCCACACAGAUAGGUGUAAUGAUGGAGGCAUCCUACCAAAAGGCACCCCAAUACGGAUCCAUGGGAGACACAAUGAACCUCAAAGUCCUGCAGGUAAGAUCCAUGUCAGAGACACCCUCCCACUAACCCCCCCAGAUAGGUGGAAUGAUGGAGGCAUCCUACCAAAAGGCACCCCAAUACGGAUCCAUGGGAGACACAAUGAACCUCAAAGUCCUGCAGGUAAGAUCCAUGUCAGAGACACCCUCCCACUAACCCACACAGAUAGGUGGAAUGGUAGAGGCAUUGAAUCACAAAGCCCCCCAGUUCAGUUCCAUGGUAGACACAAGCAGCCACAAAGCCCCCAUGUUCGGAUCUAUGAUAGAGACAACCAACCACGUGAACCCCCAGUUCGGAUCCAUGAUAGAGACAACCAACCACGUGAACCCCCAGUUCGGAUCCAUGAUAGAGACAACCAACUAUGUGAACCCCUAGUUCGGAUCCAUGAUAGAGACAACCAAACACGUGAACCCCUAGUUAAGUUCCAUAGUAGAGACAACCAACCAAAAGGCCCUACAAUUCGGUUGCAUGGAAGAGACAACCAACCAAAAGGCUCCCAUGUUGGUUCCGUGGUAUAGACGACAAGCCAAAGGCCCCCCAAGUUGAGUUAUGCUAGAUGCAGCCAUACAGUCCCAUUGUGUGUGUGUCAGCCUGUCUCGCAUACAGUUUGUACUGUUGGAAAUGCUACACCCUGUGUUGUAUAUUGUACACACUAUUGUAUAUAGUACACACUGUAUUGUAUAUAGUACACACUGUAUUGUAUAUAGUACACACUCUAUCGUAUAUAGUACACACUCUAUCGUAUAUAGUACACACUAUUGUAUAUUGUACACACUCUAUUGUAUAUUGUACACCCUGUUGUAUAUGGUACACACUGUAUUGUAUAUUUUACACUCUGUAUUGUAUAUUGUACACACUGUAUUGUAUAUUGUACACACUAUUGUAUAUAGUACACACUGUAUUGUAUAUAGUACACACUGUAUUGUAUAUUGUACACACUGUAUUGUAUAUUGUACACACUAUUGUAUAUAGUACACACUGUAUUGUAUAUUAUACACUCUGUAUUGUAUAUUGUACAUGCUAUUGUAUAUAGUACACACUCUAUCGUAUAGAGUACACAAUGUAUUGUAUAUUGUGCACACUGUAUUAUAUAUUGUUCACACUUUAUUGUAUAUUGUACACGCUAUUGUAUAUUGUACACACAAUUGUAUAUGGUACACACUGUAUUAUAUAUUGUUCACACUUUAUUGUAUAUUGUACACACUAUUGUAUAUAGUACACACUGUAUCGUAUAUAGUACACACUGUAUUGUAUAUAGUACACACUGUAUUGUAUAUUGUACACACUGUAUUGUAUAUUGUACACACUAUUGUAUAUAGUACACACUGUAUUGUAUAUUAUACACUCUGUAUUGUAUAUUGUACACGCUAUUGUAUAUAGUACACACUGUAUUGUAUAUUAUACACUCUGUAUUGUAUAUUGUACAUGCUAUUGUAUAUAGUACACACUCUAUCGUAUAGAGUACACAAUGUAUUGUAUAUUGUGCACACUGUAUUAUAUAUUGUUCACACUUUAUUGUAUAUUGUACACGCUAUUGUAUAUUGUACACACAAUUGUAUAUGGUACACACUGUAUUAUAUAUUGUUCACACUUUAUUGUAUAUUGUACACACUAUUGUAUAUAGUACACACUGUAUCGUAUAUAGUACACACUGUAUUGUAUAUAGUACACACUGUAUCGUAUAUAGUACACACUGUAUCGUAUAUAGUACACACUGUAUUGUAUAUAGUACACACUGUAUUGUAUAUUGUACACACUGUAUCGUAUAUAGAACACACUGUAUCGUAUAUAGUACACACUGUAUCGUAUAUAGUACACACUGUAUUGUAUAUUGUUCACACUGUAUUGUAUAUUGUACACUCUGUAUUGUAUAUUGUACACGCUAUUGUAUAUAGUACACACUGUAUCGUAUAUAGUACACAAUGUAUUGUAUAUUGUUCACACUGUAUUGUAUAUUGUACACUCUGUAUUGUAUAUUGUACACGCUAUUGUAUAUAGUACACACUGUAUCGUAUAUAGUACACAAUGUAUUGUAUAUUGUUCACACUGUAUUAUAUAUUGUUCACACUCUAUUAUAUAUUGUGCACACUGUAUUAUAUAUUGUUCACCCUUUAUUGUAUAUUGGUAAGUGGAGAAGACACGAAUGUUAUCUCGCAACAUUUAUUCUGUGAGAUUGGGUUAUUAAUGAUGAUUAUUUAAUCACAUAUUACCAGUUAAUUGUGAGUUGAUUAUACUACUUCAAAGUUAACCAAGUGAGUGUUUCUAGGAGACCAGACGCACACAGUACUCAACCUUGGUGUAAAUGUGUGCUUGGCCCUUCAAACCAAUACACCACGGCAAGUCCUAUAACAUCAAUAUUGGCUUAAAUCAUAACCUGAUUCACAAUUCAUUAACUAGUACUUAAUAGUGUCAUUAUCAAUAGGUUAAUCAUUUAAUAGCGAUUCAUAAACACAGGCUUACAAUGUUGUCAGAAUCGUUUAGAUUUUGUCACUUAUAUCUAUCAGGAUCGAAUCGAAGCAAACAUUCUUGUGAAGAGGCUUGGCAGAGAUAUUGCUCCUUUACCAGCGACUUCAUCUCUUACCUGUGCAAAUAGUGUGUCUUGUAGAAACAUUUGUAUGUGACAUGUCAGACAUUAAUUGGUUAGAUGGGUAUGAUGUCUUUUACAGCCCCGCAAUUGAAUUAUCAGUAUGGUCGACUCUCAGGUGGCGUAUGCAUAUGUAUCCAACAUUCAGUAUGCAUAUGUAUCCAACAUUCAGUAUGCAUAUGUAUCCAACAUUCAGUAUGCAUAUGUAUCCAACAUUCAGUAUGCAUAUGUAUCCAACAUUCAGUAUGCAUUAAAGUAGCAAAACAAUUGGUCUCUGUUGACAGAAAUAUAAAUUUGAUAUGUACGUAUAUCCCACCGUCGGGUUCGCCAUACUGUAACAAUAGUAACUCUAAAUAUAACAUUGAAAUGCUUGAUCAGUUCUUAUUAGAAAACCUUUCAGAAAUUAGUGAUUCUUACACAGUUAUUUGUGGUGAUAUGAAUGUACGUACAGGUGAACAAAACAACCAACUUGCUAACUUUGAUGAUGCUUUUCAUAAACACAACAUUCCAUUGAGUGAGGAGGAAGAUCUACCUGUUGAUGAUCGUAACUCCCAUGACAGUGUGAUAAACAGAUUUGGGCAGAUAUUGUUAGACAUGUGUGAUUCAUUCCAGCUAUUUAUUGUUGAGGGCAGGGUAUAUGGAGUCGCAGAAGAGGAAUAUACAUAUUGUGAUCAAUAGGGAUGUAGUGUAAAUGAUUACUUUAUCUGUUCUCCGGAUCUUUUUUAAUACAUAGACAUGUUAAACAUUGGAGAUCGUAUAGAGCCCGAUCAUUUACCAUUAGAAUUGACAUGUAAAUUCCUAAACAUGAACAACCAAAAUGAUAAGCCAACAUCUGGUUGCUUUAAAGAAAAGAUUGUUUGAAAUGAAUCUCUUUGUGAAACGAUUUUAAACAGCCUGCAGGAAAGGAUGGUGUCUUGUAAUCAACUACUUUUAAGUAAACUAGAUUUUAACAUAGAUGGGGCUAUAGAUGAUUUCGUCCAUGUUAUCUUAGAUUCUGCAGAUUGUAUGAGGAAAAGCACUAGAAUUAUGCACUAUCAACAUACCAAGGCACCAUUAAGUGACAAAAGUAAGAUUGCAAGACAAGAUGCUAAAAAAACAUUGAGAACCUUUAGACUUAGACCUACUGACUCUCAUAGAAACAUCUACUGCAAAAAGAGAAAUCACUACAAAUCCUGCCGUAGGAAAUAUAUAUCUGUCUUGUGUAAAUUUAGGCUAAAAAAACUGAGUGAUACUAUUUUAGAAUCCCCCAUAUCACAGGAUGAGAUUCUGGACGCUACAGUUGGUACAUCUAAAAGGUGGAACAGCUGCUGGUCCUGACCAUGUUGUGGUGGAAAUGAUAUAAUGUUCCAAAUUUGAGAUUGUGCCUAUUCUUAAAAAAUGUUUCACUAGGAUGUUUGACAGUGGUAUAUUCCCCAGAAGCUGGUCUUGUUCGGUAAACAAUGUUUCAAUAGGAUGUUUGACAGUGGUAUAUUCCCCAGAAGCUGUUCUUGUUCGGUAAACAAUGUUUCACUAGGAUGUUUGACAGUGGUAUAUUCCCCAGAAGCUGGUCUUGUUCGGUAAACAAUGUUUCAAUAGGAUGUUUGACAGUGGUAUAUUCCCCAGAAGCUGGUCUUGUUCGGUAAACAAUGUUUCACUAGGAUGUUUGACAGUGGUAUAUUCCCCAGAAGCUGGUCUUGUUCGGUAAACAAUGUUUCAAUAGGAUGUUUGACAGUGGUAUAUUCCCCAGAAGCUGGUCUUGUUCGGUAAACAAUGUUUCACUAGGAUGUUUGACAGUGGUAUAUUCCCCAGAAGCUGGUCUUGUUCGGUAAACAAUGUUUCAAUAGGAUGUUUGACAGUGGUAUAUUCCCCAGAAGCUGGUCUUGUUCGGUAAACAAUGUUUCAAUAGGAUGUUUGACAGUGGUAUAUUCCCCAGAAGCUGGUCUUGUUCGGUAAACAAUGUUUCACUAGGAUGUUUGACAGUGGUAUAUUCCCCAGAAGCUGGUCUUGUUCGGUAAACAAUGUUUCAAUAGGAUGUUUGACAGUGGUAUAUUCCCCAGAAGCUGGUCUGGUUCGGUAAGAAAGGAGAGUUUAUCAACCCAGACAACUAUAGGGGAAUAUCCUUAAUGAGUAUUCUUGGAAAGAUUUUGAAAUCAGUACUUAAUUCCAGGAUUACGAAUUGUGCUGAACCACGAGAUAAAAUUCCCCAAACUCAAGCUGGUUUUAGAAAAAAGUACUCAAUGUCAGAUCAUGUAUUCACAUUAUAUGCAAUAAUCCAAAAAUGUCUAUCACGUCGCAAACACAAAUUGUAUGUAACCAUUGUCAAUUUUAAAAAAGCUCUUCACUCCGUUGAUCGUUAUAAACUGUGGUGCUGUUUAAGAACUACUGGCCUUCAGGGGAAAAUGUACUCUGUAUUAAAAGUGAUGUAUUCAAAUAUAAUUUUUUAAUUUGAAGUUUACACGAUAUACGGCUUUUCCAUUGGACGAGAAGCUGGUCACAUGACCGAGAAACUGACGUUCAUAAGCGUAUGAACGACACAAUUUGACGUUCACACGUUCAGCGCGAGGUGUCACUCCAUGCCGGGACAACUUUCCAAUACAUUCCUUGGAAAACCCUUUAUGGGAAUUCCUUUGCCUUCCGUGUAUUCUAUUUAUAUCUUGCUCAAGUAAUGUGACAAAAAUAACAUUAAACUGUGUUAUUUAACUACACAACUGUUUUGGUAAACUAUCGGUUAGAAAAGUGUUCUACCGUGUUUGCAAUAAAAAAAAUAAUGCAUUGA
Molecule: messenger RNA, 7124 nt
Organism: Haliotis rufescens (red abalone)
Lineage: Eukaryota; Metazoa; Mollusca; Gastropoda; Lepetellida; Haliotidae
Exons: 3
Coding region: 255-2303 (682 amino acids)
Molecular function (GO): zinc ion binding; hydrolase activity, acting on carbon-nitrogen (but not peptide) bonds, in cyclic amidines
Source: RefSeq, a predicted model, not a curated record